Messenger RNA from Nilaparvata lugens (brown planthopper), 1524 nucleotides. It is a transcript of the gene cyp33, whose product is annotated as peptidyl-prolyl cis-trans isomerase E. NCBI's taxonomy places the organism in Eukaryota, Metazoa, Arthropoda, Insecta, Hemiptera, Delphacidae. The transcript has 7 exons. Gene Ontology annotation, molecular function: peptidyl-prolyl cis-trans isomerase activity; RNA binding. Gene Ontology annotation, biological process: protein folding; protein peptidyl-prolyl isomerization. The record is from RefSeq and is a predicted model, not a curated record. Gene Ontology annotation, cellular component: intracellular membrane-bounded organelle. Bases 558 to 1445 code for a protein of 295 amino acids.
GAUGCCAUGGUUAUUUUGAAUUAGGCUAACUACUUGUACCGGUAAUUGAAAUUCAAAUUUUAAGAACACAAAAGAUCAUUGUAAAAAAUUUCAAAACUCUGUAUGUAUAAAAUAAUUCGUGAAUGAGUUACUUCGAACAAACAACAGAAUAUUAUGAAAUUAGAAAAGUUUCACUAUUGAAAAGGAGAAAACAAACAGCCAAGAGCCAAGCCGAAGUGGAAAAUUUAGAUUUAUUAUUUAUUUUUAGGUUAGCUUUUUGCAUCAUCGCUUCAUCGACCAACAACCAUCGAUUAUAACAACACCGAUGCAGGUUAUAUACGAUCAUCGAUACAUCAUACAUCGAUAAUUCAAACUCAACAAAAGAAAAACUGAAACUGGCAGUGAAAUCUGGUAUCUGGAAUUUUUAGGUUAAAUGUGUUUAUUUACGUUGAAAUUUCAUUUAUGUUAAGUACUAAAAUAAAGCUGAUAAAAUAAAUUAUUGUGCAGUAAACAGUUGAUGAUUACAAUAAUCACAAAUGAUAUUAUUGACAGCUUUGUUAAAAUAAUCCUAGAAAAGAAUGACGACUAAUCAGAAACGCACCGUUUACGUUGGAGGUCUAGCCGAGGAGGUGGAUGAGAAGGUGUUACAUGCUGCCUUUAUUCCAUUCGGCGACAUUGUUGACGUGCAGAUACCUCUGGAUUAUGAAACCGAGAAGCAUAGAGGCUUCUCAUUCAUUGAAUUUGAGCUGGCUGAAGACGCAGCAGCGGCCAUUGAUAAUAUGAAUGAUUCUGAACUAUUUGGAAGAACAAUCCGAGUGAACUUGGCCAAGCCGCAAAAAAUCAAAGAGGGAUCGUCGAGAGCCGUCUGGUCAGAGGACACUUGGCUGCAGGAGCAUGCCGGCGAAACACUCCAAACCAACGACUCCACUACCAAACAUACAGAAGAGAGUCAAAAUGGGAAAAAGAAGCAGAAGAAUCCUCAGGUGUAUUUCGACAUAACGAUAGGCAAGCAGAAUAUUGGACGUAUUAUAAUGAUGUUGAGGCCUGAUAUUGUUCCGAAAACAGCCGAGAACUUCAGAUGUCUGUGCACUCAUGAAAAGGGAUUCGGAUACCAAGGAAGCAUUUUCCAUCGCAUCAUACCGGAUUUUAUGUGUCAAGGCGGAGAUUUCACCAAUCACAACGGGACGGGAGGUCGAUCCAUUUAUGGAAAGAAAUUUGAAGACGAAAAUUUUACAUUGAAACACACUGGACCCGGAAUUUUGUCGAUGGCCAACUCUGGGCCCAACACCAAUGGUUCACAGUUUUUCAUCUGCAAUGCCCGAACGGAAUGGUUGGACGAUAAACAUGUUGUUUUUGGUCAUGUGAUUAGCGGUUUAGAUGUUCUUAAAAAAAUGGAGAAAUGUGGGACUAAAGCAGGUCUUCCAACAGAAAAAGUGACAAUAUCUUCGUGUGGUGAACUGGUUUGAAUGAUUAUAAGUGUUAUACAUUUCUAUUUAUUUUACUAUCCAUUUUUUAUUAUGAAAACAGAUAAGUUUUGAAAUCACA